UGCUAGGCUGAGGCAGGGGGGAGGCUGCUGUUGGUGGCAAAGUUUGCCCCGCACAUUGAUUAAUAUCAGCUUUUCUUCCCUCCAGCAGCCUUCUGAGCAGCCAGCCGAGCACCGCGGGGCUCUUGAGCUGUGAUGCCCGGCAGCCCCUCCGCACACACAGGCAUGUCUGAGGAGGACCGAUGGCUCCCCGCUGCCUUGUUGGCGUGUUGUUUCCAGGCGUCAGCUGACUCCCUGCAAGUUAGCUAAUAGGUUAGCUUCAUCAAACCCACUCUGGUACUAAAGCAUUUCGCCUCUUCUGUGGUGUUCGUGACAUCGUGGCUGCUUCGGUACGCCGAGAAACACGCCGUGAGGGACCUGCUGUAGCAGCCUGUCUGUGGAGAGCUAAGCUACGUUCAUGUCAGCCUGGUGCUUCUCCAACGUGACGCAAGUUGUGGCUACUUGGCUCUUGUCACUUCGCUAGCUGGACUAGCUUGUCAAGUGAAACUGAGGGUUUGCUCCGCUGAGUGAGGCUGACAGACGAAGCUGGUGUGCGGCAAAGUUGGGCUGCUGUGUCCCGCUAAGCUAGCAGGCUGAGGAGACUGCGAGCAGCGUCCGUCCACCGUGAGACAGUCAGCCAGCCCAUGUAAAGGAGCCAUGGAGGGCAUCCUGUACAAGUGGACGAAUUACAUGACAGGUUGGCAGCCCCGCUGGUUCGUCUUGGAGAACGGAGUCAUCUCCUACUACGACAGCGAGGAUGAUGUCGGAAAAGGAAGCAAAGGAUCCAUCAAGAUGUCAGUCUGUGACAUCAAAGUCCAUCCGACAGAUCCAACACGUCUGGAGCUGAUAAUCCCGGGCGAACAACAUUUCUACGUCCGAGCUGUCAACGCUGCAGAGAGACAGAGGUGGCUGGUGGCUUUAGGCUCGUCUAAAGCUGGAACCCUGGACAGUCACAAACACAGAGGCCCAGACUGUCUGAGGACUAAGAUGUCUGAACUCCGCCUCUACUGUGACCUUCUGGUCCAGCAGGUCCAAACAAUCCAAUCACAGCACACCACGGACACACAGGCCACGCCCACCUCUGAGUCCUCUCUCCUCAGUGCAACUUGUGCAACCUUCAUCAGGACUCUGGAGGAGUGUAUGACCCUGGCCAACCAAAGUUUAACCCCCGACCUCCGACCGCCUGAACGGAUGAAGAGGUCUAUCAGUCACCCUGGAACAUACAGUUUUGACAGAUCAGGUGUCCCUAAGGAGUUUGUGUGUGGAGGACAAAGGUCAACUCAGCGCAGGAAUAGGACAUGCUCCGACAGCUCUGUCUAUGAUACUGAACGUCUGUUGUCUGGUCUCAAUGGUGAUUCAUCCUCCAUCCCUGAGGAGAGAGUGGGUAGUGUUAGCCCAAAGACCCCGCCUACCGACACAGACACUGACCUGUCGAUCUAAAGACCUGUCCAUGUGAAGUCCCGUCUGUCCAAAUCCGCUAAGCCGAACCCGGAACCAGCCGAACUUGGGAAAAGGUCAACAAUGGAUCAACAGUGCAGAGGUUUCCAUUGAAAUUGUGACAACAACAGCUUGGUUAUACCUAAGACUAGCUGAGCUAGUAAUCCUCCUCCGGGAAUUUCCUCCUCCUGUGCUAUUACUCUACAAAUCAGCUGAUUGCUAAACACAUGCACUUUGGAAUCAUUAUUCAUUUUUUUUUCUUCCUAAAGAUGUGUUUUUUUCCACUUUUUUUUGUUUUAAUCGGUAGCCUUCACACUGGAGAAAGACUGAAAAGGUAGGAAAAAGAGAGAGAGAAUGGAAUCCAGCCGAUGUCCUCAGUUUGGUUUGAACCUGUGACAUUGUGAGAACAUGAAGCUUUAAGUCCCUGAGCUGCCAGGACACUCCCGUCUUCGCCCUUUUGUAUUUUAACUCUACAGAUCAGCAGGUUGCCACGUACACCAUGGACACACUGAAGGGUGGAUCCCAUGGAGUUUGUCAGUGGCCACCUGUUGGAAACUGUGGCCGUCGUGGGCAACUCCCAGCUGGGAACAGGCUCAUCUGUGUGAGUUUGAUGCAGGGCAUGACAAAGAGAGCAUGCACACUCAGUUAAAGGUUUUCCUGACAGUUUACAUGUUCACUGUAUUCAACUGACCUGAGAAUGUACAGCAACAGUUUUGGAGGCCGUGUAAUGAGAUUUGUUUGCAUGGUGCAGGAUGCAUAACCGUCUCUGACCAAACCUGAUUAACAGCCACACAGGUCAGAGUUUUGUUUGAUGAAGUUCAGAGGCGCUUUCUUGCCAGCACCAUCUACAUCUUCCCCUCCAGGAUGUCUUGGUUCCGCUUGCUUGCCGAAGAACACAGCAUCUUUUGUUUCUGCUCUACCUUAAACUAAUCAAUCUUCAUACAUCAAAUCAUUCCUUUGACUCAAAGCCUCCUUUUCCAUACUUCGAUUGGACCCACCCAUAUUGCAUCCUCUUAUGUCUUUGUUUCCUCUGGUUGCUCGGGCUUUCUUCUACCGUCCAAAGACAUUCAAGUCAGGUGGAUGGGGACUCCGAACUGCCCAUUUGUAUAAAUGUGAGUUUGAGUUACUGUUUUUUCUUUAUACCUGUGUUAUCCAUGUGAUGGAAUGGUGACCCGUCCAGGGAGCUCUUGCCUUCCGCCCUAUACCCCGCUCCAGUGCUCCUCAAAAGGAAUACAUGCAUAAAGAAAAUUAAUAAAUGAACUGAGGCGAGGAGUGAAAUUUAACUAAUCUCUAGUCCAUCUGGCUUCACAAAGUGGGUCAUCGCACAGAGAGCUGUGAGGUUUCACAUAGGAAGGAAAAAAGCAGACUGAAUUGACUUGGCAAUUUGCCAUACUACAUGGAUCAUUGUUUUCUCCAUUGUUUUGGAGAGAAACGUACGUAGGCCAAGAUUAAUGUUUGGUGUCCAACCAAGACGGCACCAUCAGAUUUGAAAGAGCUGUGCCAGAGUGAAGUUGGGCUCUAAAGAUGAGAAAUGCACUUUUAGCAGAGGAGCUUCAUUUCUAAGUCUCUCCUGCUUAAUGGCAGUCCUUAAAGGAUGAUUCAGAGAUCUUGCAAGUGUUAGCUGUCAGUUUUGGCAUAAAACACAUUUAGAAUCAACGCUAUAAAGUGACAUUCACCUUUUUUGCAGAGACAUUAACAACAGGUCCUGUGUGUUGGAAAUAACUCUGAUGGCCCAUCUUUACUGUGUCCUAAACUCUCUUGGUAAAACCCAACAGCUCUUUCUAUGGCACAUGCCAAUCAGGUACAUACAUAUUGAAACAAACAACAAAACUGACCGACUGUUGCACCAAUUACAGUAUAUCCCUCUUAGGAACAUAUAGUAGGUCUGGUGUUGCACUUUAAAAU
This is a messenger RNA of Myripristis murdjan (pinecone soldierfish), 3318 nucleotides long. It is a transcript of the gene plekha3, whose product is annotated as pleckstrin homology domain containing, family A (phosphoinositide binding specific) member 3. Bases 634 to 1416 code for a protein of 260 amino acids. Gene Ontology annotation, biological process: endosome organization; retrograde transport, endosome to Golgi; receptor recycling. The transcript has 8 exons. NCBI's taxonomy places the organism in Eukaryota, Metazoa, Chordata, Actinopteri, Holocentriformes, Holocentridae. The record is from RefSeq and is a predicted model, not a curated record. Gene Ontology annotation, cellular component: trans-Golgi network; recycling endosome; early endosome.